AUGGACUGCACAGGUAUGGCGCUGUCUUGGGAACAAACCCCUGAUGUGCGUUCCCUGGUUAGGAAGAACCAAAAGCUUCUGGUCUACCCAGAAGGUGCCAAAGUUUGUGAGCCCACUCGCUCCAAUUGUGUUCAGAAUGAACACAUGCUUCGCCCUUUGCUUCACAAGUUGUCCCGAACCCCUGCAUGGCAUUUGCCGCACUUGGAUCCCCUUCAAAUCGAAUUGGCUUUGUUGUCUGAGAAACUAGGAGUCAGAAUCGGUGACAAAGGGGUUUACGCCCCGGCAGUGGAACUGAAGAAGUUGCUAUCUUUCAUCAAAAGACGUGUGCGGCGCAAGGAAGAUGUCCGAUUUCAUCAGCUUCUCCUACUGCUGGACCCAUCGAUCAAGGAUUGGGAGGGGUUCCAAACCAUCCGGUCUGACGAAUUCUUUGAUACUUUGAACAUCCUUGAACAUAUACGUGCAUACAGGUUGCUUAGGUCUCUCCUUUCCUUUGUCAUUGUUUUUGGGAGACAAUGGAAAGAUCUCAUUGCCCACAAACGUACAGGACUACAUCGACAACUACAUGGAGACCGCCAAGUCAUCCAAGAGCACUGGCUCGCCGGGUGGUGA
Messenger RNA from Cladocopium goreaui, 609 nucleotides. The record is from the annotation of a GenBank genome assembly. NCBI's taxonomy places the organism in Eukaryota, Dinophyceae, Suessiales, Symbiodiniaceae.